AUGAUUUGGCAGUCUGCAUCGAUGCGGCAGACUGGUUCUGCUACGCGUCCUAAUGGCCAAUUUAUGGAAAUUGGUAUUGUUGGGAGAAAAACAGGUUUAAAGAUUAAUGAAGAUAUUCAACGGGAUUCUUUUGGGAUGGAAGAUAUAGAUGCAUUUUUUUCUCAAGUUACUCCACCAUUAUUGAAUGAAAUGGCUGUUUCUGCGCAAGAAGUGUUUUAUAAGAAUGAUCAAACGAUUUCAUUAGAACAGAGUAUGGAUGUUGCUAACAGUCCGUCCCGUGACGUAUCAGAUGUCAUUGCUUCACGAAAACCGUUGAAUGCAUGGCCAGGAUCUAAACUUCCAGAUGCAUUGACAAAUCAGCGGAUCUAUAAAGGAGAAUCACCAUGGAUCAGCCGGUCUCCUGUUAAAACGAAUUUGAAGUCGCCAGCUCUUCGUGUUCCUUCGACACAGAAACGGGAAUGUCUAAUAUCGCCUAGACAAUUGGAUUGGUCAGAUGGUGUGGCUCGGCGACUUGAUUUUUCUGCUACUGCUGAGGUAGAAGAUGAGCCUGUAGAGACUUAUAAGCCUGUUACUCAAGCCCAUAUGAGUACUAAACGGGGUCUACUAGUGCAGCAGAAAACAAGACAAAAAACGUUUAGUCUUAUGAACAAUUCAGAAAGUAGUGAGGCUGAUUUACAAGAUAAUGUUGAAAAUGGCGGUUACGAAAAUAUACAAGAUUGGAAUGAAUCAUUUAAACAUGAUACAGAAGAGUCUAUAGAGAAAGACUUUAAUGAUAAAAUGGUUAGCAAACCCAGGAAAGAGUCCCCUGUUAAGAAAAGAUUGACAAACACUGAUGGUUCUCGUAAAAAACAAAAGGCAUCCCGUCCAUUACUAAAAUCGAAAAAAGUUGUAUCGAAAUAUUCACCUGAAAAACAUUCAUUUUCAUCUCAUUCUUCAGCAGAAUCAUCAGAUGUUUCUUCAAAAAUAAUUACAAAAACUAAGAUGGUCAAAAAGCAUUCUAAACAUUCUGAUUCUUCGGAAGAUUCUCCACCAACUGCUCUUUCUCCUCGUGUAAAUGCUACAAGACGAUCUUUACGGACAAAAGUUGCUCCGUUAGCUUACUGGAGAAAUGAAAGGAUUGUAUAUGAGCUUGGUGAGCGAAGAAAAUCGGGUCCUGCCAUGCCGAAAAUUAAAGAAAUUAUUCGUAUUGAUCCUAUAAGUAUACCAAGUAGGUCUAAAGGGACUGGUCGAGUGAAAAAUACUAGUUUCAAGAAGAAAAUGGCUAAACAUGAGAGUACCAGUGAUGAAGAAUGGGAAGAAAAGGUGGAUGUUGAAUGCGAAGUAAUUAAUUGGCAUGACAAAAAGCCUAUUAUUAAACGAAUUGCAUAUCCUGCAUCUUCAUAUGCACCGAGAGAUGUUGCAAAUGCAAUCAUUAAGUUUCAAAAGACGUUUGACGAGGCUCCUUUCUUUGCAACGGGUGUGAUGGACUUACCAAGAGGCGGUGAAAAGACAACAAAACCUUCUAAACAUAAUGUUAUGACUUUUGUUAUUCUUGAAGGUGCAGUAGAAGCUACUGUGCAUCAGACUUCGUUCCGAUUAAAAAGAGGUUCUCAUUUUAUUGUACCUAGAGGCAAUUAUUAUUCUAUACGAAAUAUUGCAAAUAAAGUGUCAAGGUUAUUUUUUACACAGGCAACUGAUACAUUAGAAAACGAAGAGCUGCGUGUUUAG
Molecule: messenger RNA, 1707 nt
Organism: Pneumocystis jirovecii RU7
Lineage: Eukaryota; Fungi; Ascomycota; Pneumocystomycetes; Pneumocystales; Pneumocystaceae
Exons: 5
Coding region: 1-1707 (568 amino acids)
Biological process (GO): kinetochore assembly; attachment of mitotic spindle microtubules to kinetochore; spindle attachment to meiosis I kinetochore
Cellular component (GO): kinetochore
Molecular function (GO): centromeric DNA binding
Source: RefSeq, a predicted model, not a curated record